AAUCCAGAAGAGAAAAAAAUGGCUUUUCUUGCAUCAGGUUUCGCCACAUUAAUUGAGAAAGCUCUCUUCACCACUCUUCUCUUGACUUCCAUGGCUUCUGUCCCGGUUUCUUCCUUGCAGUUCGAGGUUGGUGGCAACAAUGGUUGGGCAAAACCUACUGGAAACGAGUCCGAGACUUACAACGAAUGGGCAAUUCAAAACCGGUUUCGAAUUGGAGAUACCCUUUAUUUCAAGUACAACGAUGACUCUGUGCUGGAAGUGAGCUAUGAUGAUUAUACAAACUGUGAUGCUUCAAAUCCAAUUGUGAAAUUUGAUAAUGGAGAGACAGUUUUUGAGUUCAGGCGCUCUGGUUUGUUUUUCUUCAUUAGCGGGAGGCGAGGCCACUGUGAAGCUGGCCAGAAACUGAUUGUCCGUGUGCUGCACCCAUCCGAGGUUGUGUCUGCUGCAGGGCCCGCAGCCUCCCCGGCACCAGCCCCGGGUGGCGAUGAAUGGGACCCGCACAACUUAGGACCGCCCCCGCGACACAAUUCUACUUCCAAGCUCUCUGUUGCUUCUUACUUCAUUACUGCCCUGGGAGGAGUUCUGGUGUUUCUCUAUUUGCUCAUGUAGUGUAGGUUC
Messenger RNA from Ipomoea nil (Japanese morning glory), 618 nucleotides. Its product is annotated as early nodulin-like protein 1. The transcript is spliced from 2 exons. Gene Ontology annotation, molecular function: electron transfer activity. Lineage: Eukaryota; Viridiplantae; Streptophyta; Magnoliopsida; Solanales; Convolvulaceae. The record is from RefSeq and is a predicted model, not a curated record. Bases 19 to 609 code for a protein of 196 amino acids. Gene Ontology annotation, cellular component: plasma membrane.